AUGAUUGCACCCAGAGCUAUAUCUGGUUUAAGCACCUUCCGGAUGAACACCAAUUGGCAGCAUGCCGCAAGCACGAUUUUGUUCAUAGUUUUUCAUUGCACCUAUUUCAUUGGGAAGACGCACGAGGAGGUGAUCCCUUUUGCUUGUUCAGGUGUCGAGGCUUCAGAUGGCAUGGCCACUGCUCCACAAACCGCUAUGACGCACGGCCCAGCUUAUGUUGCUUAUGUUCCCGGAGAAGAACAACGUACGAAGGACGGCGUGCUGUUCCCAGAAAGUCGCAGGGCCUAUAUUCCAUCGAGCAAAGCAAAUCGUGACUCGUCUUCUCACAUUGACACGAAAGCUGUGCUUGAGGCCAAUCAGCCAAUAAGCGAAGAGGACUUAAUUUCAAAAGACAAAUCACUCUCUCAGCUUCAAAAAGCCGUCAUAAAACUUGAAGCGGCUGCAUCAGCCGACGCAGAUUUGCCAAAGAUAAGGAAAGAUAAUCUUCAAGAACAUGAGAACUUCCAGCUUCUCCAGAUUGAUUGGAAGGAUCGUUUUAUCAGCCAAUAUCGGAAGGAAGGCACGCCCGAUGAUUUGGAAAAGCUACAGACUCAGUUUCAUAUAAACGGGAAUCCGCGUCUACUAAUAGCACUGCUCCGAAGCUCUGAGCAGGUUGCGCGGGAAACAAAGGUACGACCGGAAGGGUGGUGGUCCAAAUUAAUGGAUUUCAUUCGCUAUUUUUUCAAGAGAGAUGAAUGGAUACAGGACAGGGCUGCUCUCCAGUUGAACAAAAUCAGAAGAGGAUUAAAAGAAUCACAUGUCACAUCCGCUAACGAAAGGAUUCUAACCGCAAUCAACCGACUAUCGAUUUCUAGGAGAAAGGGUCCAAAUUUCUCAGAGAGGGAGAUCCAAAUGAUUGAAAACUUGUCCCAUGAUAGCUCUCAUCUCACUGCUGAGGAUGAGGCUCUGAUAACCGAAAUAGCCAACGAAAACUUUGCGAAACGUACCAUGAAGAAGAUUAAAAACUUGCAGGAAGUUUACUCUUCGGCUAUGGAGAAAACCCCUGCAGCCACAAGAGAAGUCAUUCUUGGGGCACUGAAUCACUUUGAGGCUAUGGCUCAGCGUGGAAAAGAAUGGAAUUACAGAGAAGAGAGAAAACUUUUUGAGAUUCUGGAAAAGAUGAAAGAUAUGAACGAUGCCCCUAGGCGAUUGUUCAGGAACAAGCAGAUCAGGUCGUACCUCGAAAAUUGCGCUCUAAAGUGGGAGCAACAACAAGAUCGCGGGAUAGCUGCUAGGGCGUUUCCAGUUUUGAACAUGAGUUCCAGAAUAGCUCCAGAGGAAAAAGAGGUUUGGGAACAGCUAAGUAGAUUCUGGGAGGAGAAAAAACUUGGACCAGCUGCUACGGGACUUACCCUCAAGGAAUUCUAUUCGGAAAAACAAAUGCAAAUAGUCCGCCAACAUGCCGCCCAGUUUGAUGAGAAAUUCGAAGAAACUUUGAAGACAGCGAAAUCUAUCAAACUGGAACAAUCCUACCUUGACGAAAUAGGGAAGAUCGAAAACUACAUCAGGAAAGAAGAAACUGAACAAGGGAAAUAUGAGCUUGCUUCAACUGCUUUGCAAUUAAUGAGAUAUAGGAACAUUGCGCCCAGGAUUGCCAGGAAGGGGGAAGGAUACUUUGAUUCCUCCAAGGAGUUUGAUGUGCCAAAUGUGAAGGGAUUUUCCAAGAAAGAGGUUGAAAACCUUGCAAUUGAACAACUCAUAAUCAAGAGUUCCAAUAUCCCAAUACACCUGGUGCAAAUAACAAACACAUUGCUCACUGGAAAUGAAAUACAUUUAGUUGGCUAUGAGAGCCAGUUUGAGAACUUGAAGAACCACUUCACAAAGAAUGAAGUACAACAGAUAAGAGAGUUAAUUAAAUUAUCUGGAGAUGAUGAGAAAUUACAAGAAGAAACAAAAUUUGUACAGCUUUUGAAAAUUUUAAUCAAGGCAAAUGUGAGGUCAGAAUAUGAUUUAGAUUGGGGGACCAAAUUUACCAAGGAUCUGGAGAUACUCACCACUACAAAGAAGGAUGAUGUUUCAGCAGCCAAGUAUGAAUUACAACAGGUGAGCCACAUCAGAUCUGAAUAUAAAAGGAUCACAGAUUCCCUCAAAAUAUUUGGAAAAAAGGAAGGUUCUUCAGAUGAGGAUUUACUUUCAGCUCAAAAAAAAUCCAUAAAUAUCAAGUUCUUGCAAUAA
Molecule: messenger RNA, 2214 nt
Organism: Puccinia triticina
Lineage: Eukaryota; Fungi; Basidiomycota; Pucciniomycetes; Pucciniales; Pucciniaceae
Exons: 1
Coding region: 1-2214 (737 amino acids)
Source: RefSeq, a predicted model, not a curated record